This is a messenger RNA of Polypterus senegalus (gray bichir), 2339 nucleotides long. RefSeq names its product glutathione reductase (gene gsr). Gene Ontology annotation, cellular component: cytosol; mitochondrion. The transcript is spliced from 13 exons. Gene Ontology annotation, biological process: cellular response to oxidative stress; glutathione metabolic process; cell redox homeostasis. Lineage: Eukaryota; Metazoa; Chordata; Cladistia; Polypteriformes; Polypteridae. Gene Ontology annotation, molecular function: glutathione-disulfide reductase (NADPH) activity; NADP binding; flavin adenine dinucleotide binding. The coding region runs from base 29 to 1498 and encodes 489 amino acids. The record is from RefSeq and is a predicted model, not a curated record.
CCCGCCCAUUUCCUAUAACUAAAACGCUAUGAUAUUCGCGCGGUCCCGAGCGCUUCUCCUGGUUUUUCUGCGACCGAGGGCGCCGUUACUCACAGCACUAAAGAACGGCAUGGCGACGCGCUUUGACUUCCUAGUUAUAGGCGGUGGAUCUGGCGGAUUGGCCGGGGCUCGGAGAGCAGCCGAAUUGGGGGCAUCGGUGGCAGUGAUCGAGAGCCAUAAACUCGGUGGUACUUGCGUGAAUGUUGGGUGUGUGCCAAAAAAGGUAAUGUGGAACACGGCUGUCCACGCAGAGUACGUUCAUGAUCAUGAAGAUUAUGGAUUUCAUGGCAGCAAUGUCAAAUUUAACUGGCGGUUGAUCAAAGAAAAAAGAGAUGCAUAUGUUAAGCGACUGAAUGAUAUUUAUCAAAAUAAUUUAAAUAAGGCAAAAAUUGAAACGAUCCGAGGCCAUGCAAUUUUCACAUCGGAUCCUGAGCCCACUGUAGAGGUUUCUGGUGUUAGAUAUACAGCUCCACACAUCCUGAUUGCUACUGGUGGCUUUCCAGCUAUUCCUAGUGAGAAGCAAGUUCCAGGAGCAAGUCUUGGAAUAACAAGUGAUGGCUUUUUUGAACUUGAAGCCUUGCCGGGACGGACUGUAAUUGUUGGUGCAGGCUACAUAGCAGUGGAGAUGGCAGGAAUCCUUUCUGCACUGGGGUCUAAAACAUCACUGAUUUUACGACAGGGAAAGGUGCUGAGAAGCUUUGAUUCCCUUAUCAGCACGAACUGUACUCAAGAACUGGAAAAAGCUGGCAUCGAUCUUUGGAAGAAUUCACAGGUCAAAUCGGUACGCAAAGAUGACAAAGGUUUGGAGGUAACCGUAAUGACCAGGAAAGCAGAUGAACAAGAGAAGACCAGCACGAUCCAGGAUGUGGACUGCCUAUUGUGGGCAAUCGGGAGGGAGCCAAACACUAAAGAAAUGAACCUAGAAGUGUUGGGUUUAAAGCUAGAUGACAAAGGACACAUUGUCGUGGAUGAAUAUCAGAAUACCAGUCGAAAUGGCAUUUAUGCGGUUGGGGACGUCUGUGGAAAAGCUCUCCUUACUCCAGUUGCUAUUGCUGCUGGAAGAAAACUUGCACACAGGCUGUUUGAAGGGAAGAAGGACUCGAAGCUCGACUACAGCAACAUUCCAACGGUUGUGUUCAGCCAUCCGCCCAUUGGGACCGUUGGACUAACUGAAGAUGAGGCAAUUGUUACCUAUGGAAAGGAAAACCUGAAGACCUACACGACAUCGUUUACACCCAUGUACCAUGCAGUCACCGCACGAAAGACCCAGUGUGUCAUGAAGCUCGUGUGUGCAGGAAAAGAAGAAAAGGUGGUGGGCCUGCACAUGCAGGGGUUGGGUUGUGACGAGAUGCUCCAAGGCUUUGCUGUUGCCAUCAAGAUGGGCGCCAGAAAGGCAGACUUUGACAACACGGUUGCUAUUCACCCCACCUCAGCAGAAGAACUGGUGACGAUGCGCUAGGCCUCGGUCUCGUGUUACUUUUUAAAUAUUUUUUUUUUUUCCCUUUUAUUUUCUGGCUAACUCCCAACAAGCAACCCUUUCCUUUUUCUGACAGUGGUGCUCACUUUGGUGUCGAGUAGCUCGAUACUUGUGGAACAAAUUCAUGAGAGCAUUACACUUGGUAGUUAUUUAUAAAACAUUAUCUUAAUUAUGAUUAAACAUGAAUCGGUGAUCAAUCAUGAAAGGAUAUGAAAUGGUCAGAUUAAUCAGCCUCUCUUUUGUUUUGUUUUUUUUUGGACCCUUUGCUUGUCUGCUAUGGGCCUGCCUUUCUGUGCCUUAAUUACGUCAUGACGUUUGACAUGCUGUCUUUAUGUAUGCUUGGUGUUACACCCGUUAUAGUGUGAUGAAAUCAAUUAAAAAUAAGAAUUCUGAUCUGACAUGAUUUGUCUAUUGUGUACCUGAGGAGCAGUGUGUGCUGCUGCUGCUGUUAUGGGACGUGUAGCAAGUACUGCAUUACAAGACUGUUGUUCUGAUUAUCAAUUAUACUAUUAUUACUAUUAUCUUCUGCUGACAUUUCUAAUUUACUAAAUGCAAUGCGGUUUAAGCAAGACAUUCCAAAGUUAAAAUCUUCAGAAUCCAAACUAAGCAUAUGUGCUCCAUUGUCACAAAGCGACCUAGUGAAGCGGAUGCAGCAGGCCACCUCACAGCUCGAAGGUUCAGUUCUACGUAAGCUUUAUAUUUGUGAAUCCAGGGCCGAUUCCUGCUUUGUGCCUUGAGUUGCUGGGAUAGACCACAGUUACACGUAACAAUGUACAGAAACGGGCAGGUUCAAAAAUAAAUACGUGAAAGUGAUUUGUACAAA